GGGUGUCGUCCCCUUCCUGGGCAUGUACCUCUAUCACCUGAAGCUGCUGAACAUUGGGAUGGAGGAUGAUCUGGAAGGAAAUCUGGUGAACCUCCAGAAAUGGCGUGAGAAAUGCAAAGUCAUCAGGAGGAUCCAGCUGCUCCAGCAGGCUGCAAAUAAGUAUGACCUGGAGCCCGAAGAGCGAUUUGGGGCCUGGUUCCAGGCCAUGGAACCCCUCAGUGUCGAUGAGAGCUACUGCCUCUCCUGUGGGCUGGAGCCCACACACCAUAAGGCGAGCAAAAUGCGGCUCUUCAAGAGAAAGAACUGGCCAUCCUCCAGUUCAGGGCCUAGUGAGUGUUGGGACCAGCAGCGACUGAAUCCAGGGGCUCAGUAUAUCUUCGGGUUAAGCAUGGGCCUGGAUCCCAGCUCCACUGCUGAUCAGGCUUCCACCGUGCCCUUGGCAAAGAGCCAUAACACUCCAGAGACCACAAGUUCAGCUCCUCCUGAGCAGCGGGGACACUGA
Messenger RNA from Diceros bicornis minor, 502 nucleotides. Its product is annotated as ral guanine nucleotide dissociation stimulator-like. The transcript is spliced from 5 exons. The coding region runs from base 23 to 502 and encodes 159 amino acids. Gene Ontology annotation, molecular function: guanyl-nucleotide exchange factor activity. Gene Ontology annotation, biological process: small GTPase-mediated signal transduction. The record is from RefSeq and is a predicted model, not a curated record. NCBI's taxonomy places the organism in Eukaryota, Metazoa, Chordata, Mammalia, Perissodactyla, Rhinocerotidae.